Molecule: messenger RNA, 2684 nt
Organism: Cyclopterus lumpus (lumpfish)
Lineage: Eukaryota; Metazoa; Chordata; Actinopteri; Perciformes; Cyclopteridae
Product: hexokinase-2-like
Exons: 12
Coding region: 530-2038 (502 amino acids)
Biological process (GO): glucose 6-phosphate metabolic process; intracellular glucose homeostasis; glycolytic process
Cellular component (GO): mitochondrion; cytosol
Molecular function (GO): D-glucose binding; mannokinase activity; ATP binding
Source: RefSeq, a predicted model, not a curated record
UAAUCCUACAAACGCCUCUUCUAGUACUCAAGUACAGCACUUGUACCUCCACCACUAGUUCCUCUUUUUUUUUCUUCCUUUUUUUUAAGUCGGUACCUCGCAGCUCUAAAUUAAAUAUCAAAGCGUCGUUGAUGGCGCUUCAUUUGAAGUGGAGGGAUUUCGGAGAACGGGGCGCGCUCCUCGUGCGUCUUUACGCGCGGAGAGCCAUCGGCACACGACGCGAGCUUCUUCCUUCAUGACGCGCGUAAAGCCGGUUUUCUUCCGUGAAAUCAGCUGUUUGGAUCAGUCGGCGCGCCUCUUCACGUUGCGACAUUGACGCCGCAGAAGAAGUGGGUGUGAACUCGGACUGAGCUCUCUCUCUCUCUCUCUCUCUCUCUCUCUCUCUGUGUGUCUCACUCUCUUCUCUUAUUCAUCGAGGAAGUUGGAAGUUGACUUCUGUCCAAGCGCUGCAGAACGCACAGGUGAGACUCUGAGGGGCGUGGCCUGAAAUACAACCUCCAAAAAUACACUGCAUCCAAGCGGAAGAAAAAUGAGCAGCGCAGAGAAUAAAGGCAAGCGCAGCGCACCCAUUUUCAAGAAGGCCAAAAUGAGCGGAGACGCCUCGACUGUGCACACGGACGGCAUCCCUCCGGACGCGCUCAGUAAGGUGCAGGAGUACCUGGAGCCCUUCCAUCUGUCUGUGGAGAAGCUGCGGGAAGUUUCUGCUCGGCUGAGGAAGGAUCUGGUUCGAGGUUUGGGGAAACACUCUCACCACAAGGCGCCCGUCAAGAUGCUGCCCACCUUCGUCAGGGCCACGCCGGACGGGACGGAGAAAGGCGACUUCCUGGCGCUGGAUCUCGGUGGGACGAACUUCCGGGUGCUUCAUGUCCGCGUGGUGGAGGAGGAGCAGAAGGUGCUGAAGAUGGACAGUCAGAUCUGUGCCAUCCCCAAAGAAAUGAUGCUGGGACCUGGAGUACAGUUGUUCGACCACAUCGCCGCCUGUCUCAAUGACUUCCUCGUGUCUCAGAAUCUGAAGGGACAAACUCUUCCUCUGGGCUUCACCUUCUCCUUCCCCUGCGAACAGAAAGAAAUCGACAAGAGCAUCCUGAUCCGCUGGACCAAAGGCUUCAACUGCUCCGGGGUGGAGGGCGAAGAUGUGGUGAAGUUACUGAAGGAGGCCAUUCACAGGAGAGGGGACUAUGAUAUAGGCUCAGUUGCCAUGGUGAACGACACAGUGGGCACGAUGAUGAGCUGCGGCUACAGAGACCAGAGCUGUGAGAUCGGCAUGAUCAUUGGAACGGGAACCAACGCCUGCUACAUGGAGGAGAUCAAGAACGUGAGGCGCGUGGAGGGCGAGGACGGGCGGAUGUGCAUCAACACGGAGUGGGGCGGCUUCGGAGACGACGGCUGCCUGAAGGACAUCCGGACGGAGUUUGACGUCGUGGUGGACGAGACGUCCAUCAACCCCGGCAUCCACAACUUUGAGAAAAUGAUCAGCGGCAUGUAUUUGGGAGAAAUCGUUCGUCUUCUGCUGGUGAGGCUGACUGAGAACAAGCUGCUGUUCGAGGGACGGACAUCUGAGGCGCUGCUGACCCCGGACGCGUUUGAGACUAAAUUUAUGUCUGAGAUUGAGGAGCGGGACGGCGGUCUGGAGAACACUCAGAAUAUUCUGACCGAGUUGGGACUGAAAUGGGAUUCGGUCGACUCCCGCAUCGUGCGUCUGGUUUGCAACGCCGUCUCCUCGCGCUCCGCUCGUCUGUGCGGCGCCGCCCUGGCAACCCUCGCCAACCGUAUCCGGGUCAACCGCCGGCUGGACCAUCUAAAGACCACCGUGGGGGUAGACGGGACGGUCUACAAAAAACACCCCAAUUUCAGCGAGGAGCUCCGGGCGACGGUGCGCCUCCUCGCCCCCGACUGUGACAUCACCUUCCUCGUCUCGGAGGACGGCAGCGGGAAGGGCGCUGCCAUGGUAACGGCCGUGGCGCAGCGGCUGGCUCACCAGACCCGCCUGUUGGAGGAGAGUGACGGUGAGGUCGACGAUGAAGAGGAGGAAGAUUGAUAGUUUUUUUUCAGUAUUCUCAUCCAACUAAAUUUACAUAAGUGUGUUUUAUUUCUGCAGUGAGUCGAGCUUUUCUUUUUUUUUCUUUUUUUUAAUUAUUUGUUAAUGGAAAUGUUCGUUCUACUGCUCUUCUAUCUCUAUGGUGCCAGCAAAGAUGGAGAAAAAGAAAACUAGUAAACAUGGAUGUAAACAAUGCAGGAUGUAAAGAACAUUUCACAUGACUUUUGUUUCCAAGAAAACUCCACAGUGCACCUUUUAAGAGUUACCUCAUCAACAAAUUAUAUUAUGUAGAAUAAUACAUAUUUGUAGGUUAAUUCUGCAUGCUGAGUAAAUGUUUUUAUCAGAGCCAAAAGUACCAAAAAUAUAUAUAUAUAUUUUUUUAAGUAAUCAAUUGUCAGAUAAGUAGAUGAAUUGAAAUGGAGGCACUGCGAUUUUUCAGAAAAUACUUUUUUUAUUAUCUUAUAUGUAUAAUUCAUCACUGAUUAAUUAUUCAUAUUCACCAUUUAUCACUGGGGGUGAACACACCUCCAGUUAUUUUAAAUGAACUGUCAUUCAAUUCAAAUCCCUGUUUUCAGUUGAAAUGUUUCCCCCUGUUUAAUUGAAUUGACUCCAGUUUUAUUUCGAUAAAGAAAAAAGAAGACGUUAA